Trichomycterus rosablanca is the source of this 2553-nucleotide messenger RNA. It is a transcript of the gene gng12a, whose product is annotated as guanine nucleotide binding protein (G protein), gamma 12a. The transcript is spliced from 3 exons. Gene Ontology annotation, molecular function: G-protein beta-subunit binding. NCBI's taxonomy places the organism in Eukaryota, Metazoa, Chordata, Actinopteri, Siluriformes, Trichomycteridae. The record is from RefSeq and is a predicted model, not a curated record. Gene Ontology annotation, biological process: G protein-coupled receptor signaling pathway. Bases 242 to 469 code for a protein of 75 amino acids. Gene Ontology annotation, cellular component: heterotrimeric G-protein complex.
CCUGCGGAAGGUCGUUUGUUUUCGUCACUGCUUUACUGGAGUCGCUAAAAGUGCUAAAAUCGGUGUUUAUUUCAGUAAAAUAUAAAAUCAUACUUUAUAUAAAAAACUCAGAACAGUAUUUCUAACAUACUAGAGCUUGUUAGUUAUUGCACUGUCAGUUGGAGCAGCUUUGGAGGCGAUUUUAACGUCUUUUAAAGCUUUUUGGUGAAGAAACAGCAGCAGAUUGCAGAGCUGAAGUUCUAUGUUGGUUGAAAUGUCCUCGAAGUCCAGCUCCGACAACAUCGCCCACGCGAAGCGGGUGGUCCAGCAGCUCCGCCUGGAGGCCAGCAUCGAGAGGAUAAAGGUGUCCAAAGCUUCAGCAGAACUGAUGCGCUACUGCAGCGAACACGCCAAGUACGACCCGCUGCUCAUGGGCAUCCCGGCGUCGGAGAAUCCCUUCAAGGACAAAAAGACCUGCAGUAUAUUGUAGAGGCCACGCCUCUCUCGCUCAGCUGCCCUUAAUUAUUCAGUUAUUAACACCCGAUGCUGCCUUAAUCCUCAUCCAGCACCCGACGCUGCUGCCUUAAUCCUCCCUUAAUCCUCACCCAGCACCCGCCGCCGCCUUAAUCCUGAUCCAGCACCCAACGCUGCUGCCUUAAUCCUCAUCCAGCACCCGACGCUGCUGCCUUAAUCCUCCCUUAAUCCUGACCCAGCACCCGAUGCUGCCUCAAUCCUGAUCCAGCACCCGACGCUGCUGCCUUAAUCCUCAUCCAGCACCCGACGCCGCCUCAAUCCUCACCCAGCACCCAACGCUGCCUCAAUCCUCACCCAGCACCCGACGCUGCCUUAAUCCUCCCUUAAUCCUCAUCCAGCACCCGACGCUGCCUUAAUCCUCAUCCAGCACCCGACGCUGCCUUAAUCCUCAUCCAGCACCCGAUGCUGCCUUAAUCCUCCCUUAAUCCUCAUCCAGCACCCGAUGCUGCCUUAAACCUCCCUUAAUCCUCAUCCAGCACCCGAUGCUGCCUCAAUCCUCAUCCAGCACCCGACGCUGCCUCAAUCCUCAUCCAGCACUUGACGCUGCCUUAAUCCUCCCUUAAUCCUGAUCCAGCACCCGACGCCGCCUUAAUCCUCAUCCAGCACCCGACGCUGCCUUAAUCCUCCCUUAAUCCUGAUCCAGCACCCGACGCUGCCUCAAUCCUCAUCCAGCACUUGACGCUGCCUUAAUCCUCCCUUAAUCCUGAUCCAGCACCCGACGCCGCCUUAAUCCUCAUCCAGCACCCGACGCUGCCUCAAUCCUCAUCCAGCACCCGACGCUGCCUCAAUCCUCAUCCAGCACCCAACGCUGCCUUAAUCCUCAUCCAGCACCCGACGCUGCCUCAAUCCUCACCCAGCACCCGACGCUGCCUUAAUCCUCCCUUAAUCCUCCCUUAAUCCUGAUCCAGCACCCGACGCUGCCUCAAUCCUCAUCCAGCACUUGACGCUGCCUUAAUCCUCCCUUAAUCCUGAUCCAGCACCCGACGCUGCCUCAAUCCUCAUCCAGCACCUGAUGCUGCCUCAAUCCUCAUCCAGCACCCGACGCUGCCUCAAUCCUCACCCAGCACCCGACGCUGCCUUAAUCCUCCCUUAAUCCUCCCUUAAUCCUGAUCCAGCACCCGACGCUGCCUUAAUCCUCAUCCAGCACCCGACGCUGCCUUAAUCCUCAUUCAGCACCCGAUGCUGCCUUAAUCCUCACCCAGCACCCUUCAGACUGUGUUAAUCCACUGCACUUAAUCACUGAAUAAUUAGCUGGAUUAUUAAAUGUAGAUUAUUGUUCUAGUUUUAUUUGUAGGUAGUUUUGUGCUCUUAGUGCCAAACUGAAAACAUUCCAGAAAGUUUCAAUCAGUGCAUCACGUUUUUGCAUUUUUUCCCAAUUUAUCGUAGUCAGUCUGUUUUCCGCUGCUGGUGGAUCCCUGAUUGUAGGUGAGGUGGAUAUAUUGCUGCUCACGCCUCCUCAUACCCACGCGCUGCCCUUGCCCACCCCAUGCACUCUGCACAGGCGCCUCUAUCUGCUAAUCAGGGUCCUUACACAGCGUUUGAAGGCCCCACAUAGUCCGGUCAUCCCUCCCUUAGCAGAAAUGUGUCUGCUGCAGGCACUGCCAAUCAUGCCCGCUAGAUGGUUCCCAGCCGACCGGUGGCAACGCCGAGUCUCGAACCGAGGAGUUUAGAAUCUCGGCGCUGGUGUAAUAGCGGAAUAUCCUGCUGGGCACAAUGCUGGCAUAUUUUGACACCACGGACCGUACUUCAAAUUCUUGUGAGAAGCUUCUCAGAAAAAAAGAGCGGCUGCUGUUAUAGCUGAAAUGAUCAGACGGCGGUCGCUCUGUUUUAAUAUCGUUCCGACGGUCCUGUGACAUCCGGAGUGAACAACACAUCAGAAGUAGAUGACAGUUUAGAUUGUUCGGAUUUUGCAGAGAUUAAGAUCAGUAGCAAAAUAUAAAUAAAUAUUAAAUAAAUAAAUAUAAAUAAAUAUAAAUGUUUAAUUAUUGGUCUGAAAUAUUUACAUAAAUAAACAUUUUACAAAUACAUAUAAAACACAAA